Molecule: messenger RNA, 6091 nt
Organism: Anguilla anguilla (European eel)
Lineage: Eukaryota; Metazoa; Chordata; Actinopteri; Anguilliformes; Anguillidae
Gene: peds1b
Product: plasmanylethanolamine desaturase 1
Exons: 6
Coding region: 88-933 (281 amino acids)
Biological process (GO): DNA damage tolerance; protein K63-linked ubiquitination
Cellular component (GO): nucleus
Molecular function (GO): oxidoreductase activity
Source: RefSeq, a predicted model, not a curated record
AAAUAAAGAUGAGUGGCUGGACGGGCGAAGGCGUGGUUAUUCUGUUGAGAGUUCGACACUCCUGUUGGCUCCCCGGACUGACGAGGGAUGGAUCUGUACCAGAACAUGGCGGUAGAAGAGAACGAUGUCGGAUGGAGGCGAGACAUUAAGAAAGACCCAAAAACACCGGGGCCAGGCAUGGGUCCACUUCGGGGGGGCCCGCAACACGCAGGUGCUCAGGAACUUGCAAAUUUAUAUUCACCAGGGAAACGGUUCCAGGAAUGGGUCAGCGUUGUCCUCUGCUUCUCUCUCAUGGCCUUCAACUUCUGCCACCUCCUUGCCAACUUCCAUCUGAGUCACCUGUGGUACAUUCUGAUUGGCAUAGUUGCAGGAAUCCUGACUGCGGAUUUCGCCUCUGGGUUGGUCCACUGGGGGGCCGACACUUGGGGGUCGGUGGACCUGCCAAUCGUUGGAAAGGCCUUCAUCCGACCCUUCCGGGAGCACCACAUCGACCCCACCGCCAUCACCCGCCAUGACUUCAUCGAGACCAACGGGGACAACUGCAUGCUGACCCUGCUGCCUCUGGCGAACAUGGCCUUCAGCUUCCUCACCCUGUCCCCAGCGGAGCUGUAUCACAAGUACCCGUGGGACUGCUACGUCUUCGCCCUGGCCAUCUUCGUCACCCUCACCAACCAGAUCCACAAGUGGUCGCACACGUACUUCGGGCUGCCGCUCUGGGUCACCGUCCUGCAGGACUGCCGCAUCAUCCUGCCCCGCAAACACCACCGCGUGCACCAUGUGUCCCCGCACGAGACCUACUUCUGCAUCACCACAGGCUGGCUGAACUACCCUCUGGAGAAGCUUGGCUUCUGGCGUCACCUGGAAGACCUCAUCCAGAGCGUAACGGGGGAGAAGCCCAGGUCCGACGACAUGCAAUGGGCCCAAAAGAAGUGACCCGGCCCGCUGAAGGCAACACCCCUUUCUCAUCUCAGAAGACUGUACCCCUCACCUCUUGGCCACUAGCCUAAAAUCAAAUGAGCCCUCAACGGUAGAGACAGUAGAUUUAACUUGGCUGCCCCAUCAGCAAUGGCACCGCUUUAAGUCUGCAGGUUUUACAUCAUUAGUUUCAGUUCAGUUCAGUCGAAUGUUUUCACUGUAGCCUUUGUCAGGAGGGGUUUUACAAAAGACUCAAAGUCCCAGGAUAGGGAAGGGGUGGGUGUGGCCUGUGCUUUGCUUGGAUGACACUGACACUGAAGCUUAAGGCCCGCCCCUGUAAAGCACCUGCCUCCGCCUCUUUCGCCCAACCCACCCCCUCAGCAGAUGUCAAGUGGCCAAAGAGAAAGCCGUCAACCGCAGAUGGCCGCUGUUCCACAAAGACUUCUAAAGCCAGACGUUCUUCCCAAAUCAAUACUUGAAGAACAAGUAGAAGGGGCUUCCGACUAGUCCCCGUGUUUUUCCAUGGAGAGGAAAAUAAGAAACCUGUUACUGAGACAAGCUCCUUUUUUCUUUUUUGGUGUGUCCGCUUAGCUAUUUGGUGUCUCUAAGAAUAGCAUUGGGAAUAUAGCCUGUUACAUGCAUUUGUGUCCUCCUCAUCCUCUGUGCACUUAAGAGAUGGGGGCUCUAGCCCAGUCGCAUCUUUCUAACUGGGCCAUUAUCUCAGAGGCCUUGGCGAGCUGGAGCUCAGAUCUUCUUUCUUCGUCUAAUGCCCUUGUCUGGACGAGCGGGGCCUAUGCUAUACAGUACUGUGCAAGUAGCCUUAUGUACGUCAGAUGCAGUAGACUGUCUACAUCAUCUUUUUACAGACCGCCUUUUCUUUGCAUGACCAUGAAGGUCUUCGUUGCCCUAUCUUGGUUCUCUUCAGCAACUGGGGGAACUGGAUUGCCUUAUAUUUAUGAAUUGCAUGUGCAUAUUUAGGCAUUGCUGAUCAUUUAAUCUUUGACCUCAGAUCCCACUGUACCUCUCCAGAGACGCACAGCACUUGUGCCUGAAACUGAAAUUGUGCUCAGUUCCAGAGCAGCAGUGUGAGGCCUGGGUCGAGCUUCAGCUCACAGACCGAGCGCACGAGCGAUUGGCUAAUGCAGGCGUGCACGGCAAGGGCGAGGACUGGCAGUGCUUGUCAGAAGAAUGAGGUCCACUUUAGGUGAAAGAAAUUAGAUUACAGAUGAAUAUCUGUUAAUGUUAUAUAGAAUCUGCAUUUUGCUUUUGUAGUGAACAUUGUCUUAAAAUUGAAACCUAAAAAGAGCUUGGCAUGGCUGAUUGUCUGGCACGGCUGAUGCCAUGCGCAUUUAAUUCUUGACUUAAGCUGAAAUGCCUUUUUACACCAUACACGUUUCUGCCAAACUGACUCGAUAUAUAGUUAAUAGUAGUUGUAUAGUAUUUAGUUAAUAAGCUGAAGUUAUAAAGAAAAAAUGUCAGCAGUAGUGUAGUACUCUUAUUUCAACCCCUAAUUUCAAAACAUUUAUCAUUUUAGAAACGUGUAUGUUAGGAGCAGACCUCAGUUUAGAAAAUACAAAAAAAAGAAAAAACAUUGCACAGCCUAGAUACUUUUCCCCAGACUCACCCUACUAUUAUUUUGAUUGCCAUUGUGAUGUCAUUUUUAACUGCUGUAGCCAUUUUGCACAAAAUCCAGUCAAUGUGACCUUAAAAAUGUUAAGCAGUAAGUUUUGUGAUUCACAACUGCAUUUCUGUUUGUUGAGGGCAAGUUUAAUGUUACAAAGCCAGAGCCCCUCAGAUCAUAAAAUAGAUUCAUUAUUUAUGAUGAAACUAGAAUGUAUCAAGCAUGCUCAUAUUUUGAAUUCUAGGACAAUUAUACUGUGUAUGACUGCUGACCUGCAUUUCUAUCAAUUUAAAAUUGAUCUUAAGCAUUCAUAAAAUAAUCUCAAGUAAAUUAUUGCUUUAAAAUGUAAAGGUGGCAACAUUCUGUUUAGAUAUACCUGAUAUACUUCCUGUUUGAGAUUUUAAGUUCACAUUUUCAUUUAUCAUUUUUUCCCCAUUUUGGAGAAGGGUUUAUACAUUGUUGGAUCAACAUAGUAGAGCAGUAUUUCAGAUUAAUAUGGCUACAGUAGCUACAUCACAAUACACUGGCAUAGCAUGGCAGUGGUGAUCUUGGAUGACAAGUCAGAAUGAUUAUAAAAAUUGUGUAUGUUUUGUAAUCAGCUAACUGCUUGGAUAAUCAUUCUGAACCAUAUCCUUUAACCAUAGAAAUCAAUCCUCCAUUUGAUUAUGGACUGAUUACUCCUCAGUAGCCCAUGUCAUCGACCGCAAAGCUACUCAAGUCAAAUCGUAAGGCGCAUCAAAUUUUUAUUUUUGACCAGACUUCUCUUCAAAUAAUGAAACCUUAUUUCAUUCUAGUCACUUGCAGGUAAUAGGUUACUGGGGCUGGUUUUUGUUAGAUGAGUGUCUUUUUAUGAAUGGUUAAGAAGAUUUUUAUUAUAUUUAUGGUAAAAUGGCAGUCAGCAUUGGGGAUUCUCCCUUUAUAUAAUCACACUUGUAAGGUGUGAUUUUAUUUAUGGUUUAGAUGGGGGCUGUGCUUAUGUAGAGAGCACUGUGGGGAUGUAACAGUUUUGCAUACGCAGAAUUGUGGGCCGUGCUCAGUUUUCCACAUUCAGAUUACUUCACUGUAUAUCUUCCACUGUAUUACUUCACAAGGGGUUAUUAUGAAGACCCUUGGAUGUUUGGUAAGGGGAGGGGGGGGGGGGGGGGGGGGGGGUGAGGAACUGACCGUUUUUUAAUAAAUAAACAUCUGUGCUUAUGUUAUAGUAGGACCAUGAUGGCUAUGGUUGUGAAGCCACCUGUGAGGUUUCCUUGACUUUGUUGGAUUAGUAUGGCAUUAUUUUUAGCUGCCUUAUCAUCUUGUAGAUCAACAGCCAUCUGACUGUAGCUGCAGAUUUUAGUGUCCCACUCAAAUAUGACAAUUGGUCAGUUAACUUGGGGUUUUGGGUGUUUUCCCCCCAGUAUUGGAUAAUUUUACAGGUAAAAGUAUAAGACAUGCUUUCUUCAAUCUUUCAGUCCUUUUUAGGUUUAAUGUGUCGCAGGUUCAUUCAGUAUACUGUAAUACUACACUAGACACUGUUUAAAAUAAAUAGAUAGUUGUUAGUUCAUAAAUGUAGUCUAUUGGAGCGUAUAAUGGAAAAGAGCAUAUUCCAACACUAAGCUGAAAACACAAUGAAAUAUGGCAACUUUAAUACCAGUAAAGUAUAAUUUGGUUAGUUGAGCAAAGUAACAGCUGCAUUGAAUAACAUGAUAGUUUAUUCUGGAAAAGUUUAAAGGAAAACAUUGGCAAUAGAAAGAAAUUGUCUUUGAAGAAUCCACUGUUUUAAAAACUGCUGUACCUCAAUUUAUGAAAACAAGUUUUGCUGAACACACAUGCAUGAAGAUGCAAUGACAUCAUAAGCACACAUAGUCAGCAAAUCAUUUUUAUUUUUUCAGACUUGUAAGAUGUCUUUUUUUUUUGCAAAAAGAAAAACUAUGCACUGCACACAAAAACUUGUGAGGAGAAGAACUUGUGUUUUUUUAUUGUAUUUCAAGUAAAUUGGGAACAUUGUUUGCUAUAAAAAUGGAGCAAAUGCUUAAAAGGACACCUACGGUUGUCAGAGAAAAAAAACAAAUGGUGAUUGCCUGGGCAUAUUCAGCAUUUAUAAAGUUGGCUUCUGAGUACAAUUAAGUUUGUGAGUUGAACUUUCAGCUGAACACUUUCAUUGUUCAGUUAUAAUGAUUCGUUAUGUUCUUUCAGGAAGGCUUGGACACAAUUUCAAGUUCCUAAGGGUAUUGCAUGUUUAAUGCACAUUGUAAGGUAAACAGCAGGCGAUUUAAGACGGAGCAACCCUUGCUGCUUCUGUUGGCACAUUUUCCAAAUUAAUUAGCAAAAUGAAAAUGAUGCCGGUUGGUGCCUGCACAGCAAAUGGCUUUCUGUAAUCGUGUGCAUCAAUGUUCCGAAAAUGUCACACCUUGAAAAUAUGCAGUUUGUCGUAAAGAAUUCCACAGCAUGAACCAUUGAUCAUGUGUAGAAACUGGUUGGUGGCAUUAGCCUCCUGAGGGGGAAUGCUAAAGGUUAAAGGCUGACAUUCCUUUUGAACCUAUUUUAAUUUUAAGACUGUGUGGGAGCUGGGAGUGCUUUAAGGUACUUGGGUGCAUUUGGUUGCACAAAGGUAUCUGAAAACUGAACAAAAACAGUGAUAUUUCCAGAAAUUAAAGCUUGAAAUGAAAGAACUGUGGAAAUGUGGGAACGUGGCGGCUGUCCUACCUCUGAUUGUCAUAUCCUUCCAUCAUUUUGAAAUGCACGAUUAUAUCAAAAAUUAAAAUGAGGAAACUGCUUUCAUUUUUUUAUAUAUAGUGAAGGGUAUUCAAUAUAUUUUAAAAAAUCAAAUGUAUGUAUUUAAUAAUAGAACCCUCAUCUUAAGACCGUGAGGCUGUAUGUUUCAGGAAACAUUACAUUUGUCAUGUUUGAUGGGAUCAAGUUGGAAGGGAAAAUGUAUUGGAAAAUGAUUGAAGAAUGAUUUUCAUUAAUUGAGAGAUAGACGUUCCAUGUUUCCUGAGAGUGAAAAUGGCUAUUUCCACAAAACCAAAACAAACCCACAGUCAAAUUUUGGAAAUUGUGUAUGCUGACACCUAAUCUGGCAUUCGUAUCAUUUGUAGCACUAUCUCAUGUGAGAAUAUGUCCAUUUGGGGUUUGCAUAAUAAGGGUUAAGGUGUAUUAAAGGAAUUAGAAUUUCACAACAGUUUAUCCAAAAGCAAAAAACAAGGUUUUGUUGAUUAAAUUGACCUUAAAAUAUUCAGAAAUAUUGAACAAAUAGAUAUUUUAAAUAUGACAGUAUAUGCUUGAUUCCUGGAUUGUUUUGAGCUCAAGUCGGUUUUUGCACUGAACCAGAAAUGUAUAGAUAUUGAAAUGCAUUGAUUUGUAGCUUUUCAUUUAAUCUGAAGUAAGCAAGUUGGUGGUUUUGUUGGUGAAGUAUGUUUGGAGUGAUUCACUUUUUUGUAAAUAUUAGAAACAAUGCCUUGAUGCCUUUUUGUUGUCUGCUCUUGGGGAGACUAAUGUUACAGUGUAUAUACAUAGUACAUUAUAUUUAUAAGGAAACAAAAUAAACAAAUAUGUACUAACAUGUCUUCUUUUUUA